Molecule: messenger RNA, 378 nt
Organism: Dipodomys ordii (Ord's kangaroo rat)
Lineage: Eukaryota; Metazoa; Chordata; Mammalia; Rodentia; Heteromyidae
Gene: Rheb
Product: Ras homolog enriched in brain
Exons: 5
Biological process (GO): small GTPase-mediated signal transduction
Cellular component (GO): plasma membrane
Molecular function (GO): GTP binding; GTPase activity; GDP binding
Source: RefSeq, a predicted model, not a curated record
UUCCUUGUAGCUUUCACAAAGUUGAUCACAGUAAAUGGACAAGAAUAUCAUCUUCAACUUGUAGACACCGCUGGGCAAGAUGAAUAUUCGAUUUUUCCUCAGACAUACUCCAUAGAUAUUAAUGGCUAUAUUCUUGUGUAUUCUGUUACAUCAAUCAAAAGUUUUGAAGUGAUUAAAGUCAUCCAUGGCAAGUUGUUGGAUAUGGUGGGUAAAGUGCAAAUUCCUAUUAUGUUGGUUGGGAAUAAGAAAGACCUGCACAUGGAAAGGGUGAUCAGCUAUGAAGAAGGGAAGGCUUUGGCAGAGUCUUGGAAUGCAGCUUUUUUGGAAUCUUCUGCUAAAGAAAAUCAGGUUCGGAACCUGUAAAGUUCAUUUUUCUCU